UUGAAAUGCAGAAGUUGCUCCGUGAUAUGUUUUAUCUGUUAAAUGAAGUCGUAACUAAUUUUAACUAGUACUACAGUGACCUUUACCCUUAUGACAAAUGUUUAAUUAAUUGUUUGUUACCAUGGAGGAUAAAGGAAUUUAUGAAUAUGACGUACAAGUCGCUUGUCUCUCGGACAUCGUUGGGUUGCAAAGAAAAUGUGAACAACAACAACUUCAGUUCUCGGCCGAAACAAAUGAGUUCUUGUUAUACCAAACCCUUAAACAAGUUGGUCCCAUAUUAGCCCAGAAACUGAUAUCUAAGCUGGUUGAAAAGGGCCAAUUGAAUUGGGAUGAAAAUGAAGAUUAUGAAGUUGAACAGAUAGUUGAUCACUGCUGUGAAGAUGGCAAAGAUUAUUACCUCAUUAAGUGGAAAGGUUGGAGUCGAGCAUACAACUCAUGGGAACCAAAUGAUAACCUGAACUGUGAAGGCCUUCUGGAUGAGUUUCAAAGGUUGAACAGUGCAAAAAUGAAGAAAAAUGGGACACUAAAACGAGCUGCUGUUGCAUACCCAGAGUCGAAGAAAUCUUUUCGGAACAUGCAGUUAAAUGAGCUGUGGGAGAAAAUAAAUAAGAAUGGAAUGCAUGAGAAGUUGACCCCACUAGAGCUCUUGUCUGCAUCAAGCCCCAAAAAGGUGAAAGGUUUGUUAGCACUGGGAUCUAGGUCAAAACAUACACGAAAACUUCGCUUCAAGCCAGCACCAAACUAUAAGAGCAAGAAGACAAAGAACUAUAAGGAAAAAAAGGCAGAAAUGAAGAAAGCUCUGUGGGAAUGGGAAGCGCAUUUAAAUUCUAUUUGUACAGAUCCUUCUCCCAUAGUAGUGGAGAAUGACGUAGAUCUGGAAGGUCCUCCUGACAAUUUCGAAUACAUCAAUGAUUAUCGUGCAGGGGAAGGCAUUCAUAUACCUCAGGACCCAAUAAUGGGCUGCGACUGUGGCACCUGUAACAAGAAAGGCCCUUGCUGUCCACAUAACAGCGGGGCUGAAUUUGCAUACUAUAGAUGUAAACGAGUGAUGGUUCCACAAGGUACUCCAAUCUAUGAGUGUAACAAGCGGUGUAAAUGUGAUGAUAAUUGUGCCAACAGAGUGGUCCAGCAGGGCCGCAAGUGUAAAGUGAGCAUCUUCCGUACCAAUAAUGGCAGAGGUUGGGGCGUGAAGACCUUGCAGAAGAUGAAGAAAGGGACGUUUGUGAUGGAAUAUGUUGGAGAGGUGAUAACCAGUGAGGAAGCGGAGCGCCGCGGGAAGAUCUAUGAUGCUGAAGGUAGAACUUACCUUUUUGACUUAGACUACAAUGAUGGAGAUUGUCCAUUCACUGUCGAUGCUGGAUUCUGUGGGAACAUAUCUCACUUUGUUAACCAUUCGUGUGACCCAAACUUGGUUGUGUAUGGAGUAUGGAUAAAUACUUUAGAUCCUCGACUGCCGCGCAUAGCGCUUUUUUCUGCUCGAGACAUCGACAAAGGAGAGGAACUGACGUUUGAUUACAUGAUGACAGGUGACACAACACAACAAAGUCGCAACAAUAAAUUGUCGGCAUACUCUGACAUUGUUGACUCGUCUGAAGCAGAAUCAGGGUCUCCUAAUGUGAGUUUUUCCAGGCGCCUUUCCUUGUCCCCUGUUCAACACACAGUUGUCAACGGUAGCCCUUCUGAGAUGGACAUAUCUGAUAUACCAGCAGCUUUACCUAUGCAGAAAAAUUUGGACGAUUCCGUGUCAGGUUUAUCUUCAGAUAGUGGGAAUUCAUUGUCUAUGUCACAGUAUCGUAUCAUCUGCCAGUGUGGUUCCAAAAACUGUAGACAGUACUUAUUCUAAGUAAACUUUACAUCUGUUUCAGCUUUGCCAUCCAGACUGCAUGUGAUACAUGCCCAAGCUCUGCAUUUUACAUUUCCUGUUUUAUUACAGUUUUCUUACUUCUGCAUUUUCUUUGUAAUUGUACAUGUACUUGGGAACUGGUUUAGGUAAUGACAUGUAGAUCUUUCCACCAGGACAUGUGAGAACGAAGUCUUGAUGUGACUAGUAUUUUCUAUGACUAAUAUUUUCGGUAGUAUGACAGAUCUUGACUAUGUACAUUUAUUCUCCAAGCAUGUUUAAUAAGUUAUUGCAUGCUUUAAUCUUUCUUGUUAAAGUAUUCUAGUUCUUGAAAUCCACAGAAUUUAUUUUUAAAUUCUGUGUUAGUUAAUGUAUUUGGUAUUACUUAAGGUCAUGAAAUUAUCUAAAAAUAAUUUCGAUACUCUGGUUUCACAUGCAGAUUUGUUAGGUGAUUUGUUACGUUUGUGUUUUUAGGUGGCCUGUAGGCAGUACGAUAACACAGAACCCAAUAAAAAGUAUGUGGCUGGCAGUUUUAGGACGUGUUUUAAGAUUUUGCUUUCUUGCAACACAAGGUUAUCUAUUCGUUACAAAUUUGAGUGCAUCUUUCCAGCGUCAUUAAUAAUUAUGUGAAUGGGGGUCGAAUUUCCGUUGUGAUUUACAUGUAAGUGUUUAUAAAAGUACUGCAUUAAUAGGAGUACCUAUUGGAGAAAUAUUCUUGAGUACCCGGUAAAAUACCAAUCAAAUAGUUAAAUAAAAUUAAACAUCAGUUUGUGGAAAUACGUGAGCCAUUUUAUUUUAGGUACUUAGAGCUCAAGAAAAAGAAUUUGGCUGGCAGUUGAAGAAUAUAUGUUUUAAAAUUUUCCUUUCUUCAUGAUGUUCAGACUUCACAGGGUUAUCCAUCCAUUACAAAUUUGAAGGCCCUUCAUAGGUAAUUCAUACUUAUGUGGGAUCCAUAUUUCAUUUGUGAUUUUAGUGUAUGUAACGGUACUGCCUUAAUAAGGGUCCCUUCGGAAUUAAAUGCAGAUUUCUUUAUACUUCCACUUUAAAUGAGUGCUAAAUCAUCUUUACUCCCUAACUGAGUUAAGCUGCAGCUAAAUGUGUCUUGGCUGUAUUUUACCAAAUGUACUAGAUGGUUUCAUGAUUAUAUUGUUAUAAUUUAAUCAUGAUUGUGCUGCAUGAUUUUCUUAAGACAUUGAAAUGAGGGACAUUUGCUUUAAAUUAACAAAGUGCCUGCAUAUAUGAUGGGUGGUAUGCCAAUUGAUACUGCCAAAUUGAUCAGGAAUUAUUUACAAAA
Molecule: messenger RNA, 3134 nt
Organism: Liolophura sinensis
Lineage: Eukaryota; Metazoa; Mollusca; Polyplacophora; Chitonida; Chitonidae
Product: histone-lysine N-methyltransferase SUV39H2-like
Exons: 6
Coding region: 122-1843 (573 amino acids)
Cellular component (GO): nucleus
Molecular function (GO): histone H3K9 methyltransferase activity; protein binding; zinc ion binding
Source: RefSeq, a predicted model, not a curated record